CUCAGUCGAUGUCUGUGGGUGGAGAGGAUGGAGUAUGCAAAAGAAUAAACGGCGAUAAAAAAAUGACAGAAAUGUUUUCAAAUGUUGACGAAGCUCAAGUACUGAAUGCUUUGAGCAACGUUACUGAAAAAAUCACGGGUCUUCUCAACACAGCAAAACAGCAAGCACAAGAUUCGGUACAGCAGUUUGCACAAACAGACAUAAAUGCUCUAGGAGCAAGCAUUGGCUUAUAUGCAGAUGCAUUUUUAAGAUUGGGUGUCACAACACGAAAGGCUUUUGAUUCUGUUCUUCGUCAUCACCUUAGCAACCAAGAUGUAGAGAAUGCAGUUCAUGAACUUGAUGAGUUGGAGACGGACUGGAAUGUAUUCCUUAAAAAAACAGACUCCCAACUGGCGAAGGAUAAAUCCCACUCUAAGCUUCAUAUAGGCUCACCAGGACCAUGUGACAUUGAAAUUAAAAAUGCAAGGACUGGCUGUGUAACACGUUUGGGAAGCCUCCUCAGUAAGGGCCAUCUCAUCUUUGUUCUUCUACGACACUUUGCCUGACUACCGUGACGUGAUCACGUGGCUGAGCUCCAGAAGCGUGCACAGGAGGUGACCAGGUACGGAGGUCACGUCGUGGUUAUCUCUUUCGGCUCACAGGAGGGCGCUAUGGACUGGUUGGAUCAAACAGGGUGUACAUUUGACAUGUUUCUGGAUGCAGAUCGACAGAUCUAUACAGCUAUGGGUCUUGGCAUCUCUAUAUCUAAAGUAUGGAGCAUAUCCACGGUGAUGUACUAUGCUGACAUGAAGGCAAUGGGUAGGACCCUUCCCUCAGCGGCAGAAAACAUUGAGGAUGAUCCACUUCAGAUGGGCGGGAAUCUUGUUCUGGAUCGUCACGGUAACACUAUGUUAAUACAUUGCAGUAAAACACCACCAGACAGACCAUUAGUCGACACUCUGAUAGAGAUUCUAAAGGACCUCAAGUUUCCUGAAUCAAGCAGACCAGAAUCUGAAGAUGGUGGCGAACCUCCGAAGAAGAUCCUUAAGAGAUAAAUUGUUUUGUUUUGUUUGCAAAAUGAUGGUUUUUAGUGAAUCUGUGUGUAUGACGGCAAGGGCUUCAACCAAAUCUUCUGGCAGCCUUGGCUUGAUAAUUAAACAGAUUAGAUAAAAGGUACAUUUUUGUAUCUAUAAAAGAAAUUGUAAAGAUUACUAAGGAACUACAGCUGGUUUAUGUUUUUUUAAUGAGAUUUUCCAUAUAAUUGGUAAUAAAAUUCAAAGAAUAUUGAGAGAAAUUUUGUAACUUUUCCCCUGGUGAACUUCUUGUAGGUGAUAAAAUAAAUGGCACUAGUCAAAAUUCAGUUUAGUAAAAACACUGUCUUGUAACUUUGCCAAUGUUGGUUUAUUGCAUACAAGGUUUCAUAAGAUACAAACCUUGACAUAUUUGAAAUAAACACAAAACUGUUUCUACUCUAGCAUGAAGUUGCAAUUAAUGACCUUAUAAUAGCUCUGAGCUGACAAAUCUGAUACAAUUGAUUACAUCAUACCUCUCUCUUGUGUUUUAUUAUGUGGUUGUCUUUUUUGCAUUUUGUUUGUUUACAUCAAACAUAAGUAGGGUUACGUCUGUCUCCUGAAAAGACUGACACAUUACCACUAAACAUCGUUAGGCUUAUGUAAUAGGUAACUUAGUUCUCUGUUGGCAUGACAGACAUAUCACCGUACAGUUGUUUGAGCUUUGGCCUCCUGACAUGUGCCCAAUUACAUAGAAAAAAAUUGCUUGGCAUGAAAUUUCUUACUUGAUAAAAACAGGAUUACCAACCAAAUUUCCACAAGAUUUU
Molecule: messenger RNA, 1816 nt
Organism: Asterias rubens (European starfish)
Lineage: Eukaryota; Metazoa; Echinodermata; Asteroidea; Forcipulatida; Asteriidae
Exons: 8
Source: RefSeq, a predicted model, not a curated record